UUUGGGAAGCCGUGGGCGCCUGCCUGCAGGCGUCUUCGUUUUUCUCGCCCCUUCUGGAGGACUUGGCUGGGCUGGGCGGGCACUGCUCACCACAUCCUCUUGAUCCCCACCCCUUGCCUGGCCUCAGACAGACAGCACAGCCUCUGCUGGUGGCCCUGUGCUUCAGGCGACUGCAGCUGUCUGCCCACUUCUGUGGUGUGCCUGACAGCCGCUGGCCUGUCUGACCACAGGUCUGUCCAUCCCUGGGGCGGCCAACUGGUCCCACCCCCAGCCCAGCCCCAGCCAUGCCCAGGCUCUAUCUGGCUGUCCCAGCUCUGCUGACUCUCUCUAUGUAAGCCCUGCCUAACUGCCCGGCUGGCCCUCAGCCCCAGGACUGUCUCAGAGGUGACUCCCUCAGAUUCUGGACUUGCACCCGACUGGCCCCCUGCCUACCUUCUGGAACCCACACCUCCCACCAUCACACCCUGAGUUCCACUGUGAGUCCCAGACCCAGGAGGCCACCCGAUUGCCCCAGCCUGAGGAAUGGCUUUCUGAGAAGGACUUGGAAGAAGCAGGACCCCCUUGUCCUAGGAGUGAGGCCUCACUGUGGACACGGCCUACCCACAUCGACCAUCAAUCAAGAAAUGCCCUACAGACUCGCCAACAGGCAAUCUGAAUGGAAGCAUUUUCUUAAUUGAGACUCGAACCAGCUCCCUGUUUCCUGGGCCACCGUGAUGAGAGCUCCCUUUGCCUCACACUCCUGUCUGAUCUUCUCCACCACACCUUCUUGUUGGGACGUGCUGAAGCCCUGAAACUGUCAACCAAGGUCCAUCUCUAAGAGACACCGAGGUGGCUGCAGGUUUCUGGUCUGGAACACAGCAUGCCACAGGGCCUGGCCGCUGCCUUGCUCCUGCUGAUCCUCCAGGGAGCUUGGGGCUGCCUGGACCUCACCUGCUACACUGACUACCUCUGGACUGUCACCUGUGUCCUGGAGACUUGGAACCUCCACCCCAGCACACUCACUCUCACCUGGCAAGAUGAAUAUGAGGAGCUACAGGACAAGGAAACCUCUUGCAGCCUGCGUAGGUCGGGCCACAACACCACACACGUGAAGUACACAUGCCACAUGCCCUUGUCUGGAUUCAUGUCGGAUGAUGCUUUCACCGUCAACAUGAUGGACCACUCCGGCAACAACUCCCAGGAGUGUGGCAGCUUUGUCCUGGCUGAGAGCAAUUCUUACCCUGUGUCAUCUUUCUGGGUCUUCCUCCAAGUCAAGCCAGCUCCCCCUUUCAAUGUGACCGUGACCUUCUCUGGACGUUACGAUAUCUCCUGGCGCUCAGAUUAUGAAGAACCCGCCUUCUAUGUGCUGUGGGGCAAGCUCCAAUAUGAGCUGCAGUAUCGGAACCUCAGAGACCCCUAUGCUGUGAGGCCGGUCACCAAGCGGAUCUCAGUGGACUCACAUAACGUCUCCCUUCUCCCAGAAGAUUUCCACAAAGGCUCUCUCUACCAGCUGCAGGUGCGGGCAGCACCCCGGCCAGGCACUCAAUUCAGGGGGACCUGGAGUGAGUGGAGUGACCCUGUCAUCUUCCAGACCCAGGCUGAGGAGCCCAAAGCAGGCUUGGACCCUCACCUCAUGCUGCUCCUCAUGAUCGGCUUGACCCCUGUCCUGAUUUUCAUGGGCCUGAAGAUUCACCUGCCUUGGAGACUGUGGAAGAAGGUGUGGGCACCAGUGCCCAGCCCCGAGAGUUUCUUCCAGCCCCUGUACAGGGAACACAGCGGGAACUUCAAGAAAUGGGUGGAUACCCCAUUCACGGCCUCUAGCCUGGAGCUGGCACCACAGAAUCCCACAGCAAACUCAGUCCUACAAGUGCAUGAUGGACAUUCCUCAUCAUACCCAGCCAAGGGAAAGAAGUUCCUGGGGCCACCAGGUCUGGAAGAGCAGCUGGAGUGUGAUGGAGUGGCCGAGACUGGCCCCUGGUGUACAGUUCCCUUGGUAGCUGGCCCAGGGCACUCAGCCUACAGUGAGGAGAGAGAUCGGCCGUAUGGUUUGGUGUCCAUUGACACAGUGAUUGUGGGGGACGCAGAGUGUCCAUGUGCCUGGCCUUGUAGCUGUGGGAAUGACGGCUACCCAGCCCUGAACCUGGAUGCUGGCCCUAAUGCAGAGGACCUGCUCUUGGUCGCAAACACCACUCUUCUGCCCUGUGGCUGUGUCUCAGGUGGUGGCCUCAGGCUGGGAGGUUCCCCAGGCAGUCUCCUGGACAGGUUGAGGCUGCCCCUUGCCGAGGAGAGGGACUGGACAGCAGGUCCACCCUGGAGAACUGGGUCUCAAGGAGGGAGCUCUGUGAGUGAAGCAGGCUCCCCCCCUGGCUUGGACAUGGACACUUUUGACAGCGGCUUUGCGGGCUCAGACUGUGGCAGCCCCGUGGAGUGCGAUGAAGGGCCCCCUCGCAGCUAUCUCCGCCAGUGGGUGGUCAGGACCCCUCCACCUGUGGACAGUGGGGCCCAGGCCAGCUAGCAUACGAGGGCCAGCUGUGAUGAGAAGAGGCUGUUGUCUCGGGAGGGCCUUUGAGCCUGACAUUUACAGUGUGAAUAUGUAGGUAUGUGUGUGUGUGUUCUUGUGUGGCUUGGGUGUGUGUUAGCACAUCCAUGUGCGAGAAGUGCCUGUGCAUGCCUGUGUGCACUGUCCUACAUGUGUGUGUCUGCCUGAGCUCACCGUGUGCAUGCGUGAGUGUAGGUGUCUCUUGGACAUGAGCCCCUGACUCCUCCCCUGCAGACUCCCCACAGUCAGUGUCCAGAGACCGGUCCAGAUUGCUGCCCCAGGACACUGUCACCAAAUCCAACCCUAGCAGGUGCCACUGUCUUCUCUCCUGGGCAGGGGAUGGAAGGAGCCUCCAGAGCCCAUCGGCGUGGGAAGGCUUGGGGGGAACCUAGGGAUGUAGCUAAAAAUCCCAGUUUGGGUGGCUCCAGGCCAUGCAGCCUGGAGAAGCCACUUCUGAACUCUGCUGACUUGGCUUUCCUGGGCAUUAGAAAUGGCCUGGCUGCCCCGGCUCAGCCCUGUGUAGUUUGCAGGCCCUUACAGCUUCUUGAUUUGUGGCUUCUAGGACCAGAUGCAUGCCCCGAGGUGGGGGAAUGGAAAAAGUCAGCCUACACCUCCAGCCUGGGGACCUGUGGAGAGUCCUGCAAGGGCACUGAGUGGGAUUCUGGGCUGUGACAUGCACAGCCUGGUCUCUCAGAAACAGUACCACCAACCAAGGUUUUUGUUUUGUUUUGUUUUUUUGUUUGUUUUUUCCUGGCUUCUUAUUAAAAAGAAAAUUCCUGUAAGUACUCAGAAAAUAUCAAGUAUCAGGCAUGGGAAGAGAGUACAGAGCAUAUUACCCACAGACCCUCUAUAUGACACCCACAGAGUGCAGGGAACACAAAUGAGCCAACAAGAAGCAGCUUCUAGGGGCUGGAGAGAUGGCUCAGUGGUCAUUGACUGCUCUUCCAGAGGACCCAGGUUCAAUUUCCAGCACCCAC
Messenger RNA from Peromyscus leucopus (white-footed mouse), 3495 nucleotides. It is a transcript of the gene Il21r, whose product is annotated as interleukin 21 receptor. Gene Ontology annotation, biological process: cytokine-mediated signaling pathway; immunoglobulin mediated immune response. Lineage: Eukaryota; Metazoa; Chordata; Mammalia; Rodentia; Cricetidae. The transcript has 11 exons. The record is from RefSeq and is a predicted model, not a curated record. Gene Ontology annotation, cellular component: membrane; external side of plasma membrane. Gene Ontology annotation, molecular function: protein binding; cytokine receptor activity. The coding region runs from base 860 to 2494 and encodes 544 amino acids.